GGGAACCCCGAGAGCCCUAAGAACAUCGGGAACCCCGGGAGCCCCGGGAGCCGGCAGGGCACAGGGCUGGAGCCGGGGAUCGUGGCUUCUCCCCGCGCCGCCCCGCCCGGUGCUGACGGUCACCGGCUCUCGGUGCUGCUCAAGAAGAUGCACUUGUUCCGGAGCUGCAGCUACGAGGUCCGGCUGGAGGGCGAGGGGGGUACCCUGCCCCGCAUCCAGGGCAUCCGCUGGACUCCACUUUUGGAUACUGAAUCCACUUUGGAUUAUGGCCACAGCCUUACCCAGGCAUCAUCAGAGAAGAUCUGGCGAGCGGGAAAGCUCCUCUUCAUCCACCUUACCAGCACUCGCCCUGGCCUCAUCCGGGACCACAAGCAUCACCUACGGCACCACAGGCAGUGCUGCUCCGGGAAGGAGCUGGUGGACUGGCUGCUGAGCGCCGGGCUCAGCAUCCAGACCCGCAGCCAAGCCAUUGGCGUCUGCCAGGUGCUGCUGGAUGGAGGGGUCCUGACACACGUGAAGCAGGAGUGGCAUUUCCAGGACAAGGACACCCAGUUUUACCGCUUUGCCGAGCUGGAGCUGAGCCCUGAGCCUGGUGCUGGGCUGCGGGAUGCAGAGGAGCUGCUGGAGGCACUGGCUUUCCUGGCCCAGCUUGGUCCCGAUGCUCUGCUUACCAUGGCCCUGCGCAAGCCGCCAGCCCAGCGUACGGAGGACGAGUUGGAGCUCAUCUUUGAGGAGCUCCUCCACAUCAAAGCUGUGGCUCAUCUCUCCAACUCGGUGAAGAGGGAGCUGGCAUCUGUGCUGAUGUUCGAGUCGCACCCGAGAGCAGGCACCGUGUUGUUCAGCCAAGGAGAUAAAGGCACAUCGUGGUACAUCAUCUGGAAGGGUUCAGUGAACGUUGUCACCCAUGGCAAGGGUUUGGUGGCCACCUUGCAUGAGGGGGAUGACUUUGGGCAGCUGGCGCUGGUGAACGACGCGCCCCGCGCCGCCACCAUCAUUCUGCGGGAAGACAACUGCCACUUCCUCCGUGUGGACAAGCAGGAUUUCAACCACAUCCUCAAGGAUGUGGAGGCCAACACCAUGCGGCUGAAGGAGCACGGGAAGGUGGUGCUUGUCCUGCAGAAGAACCUGCAGGGUGGCAGCAGCCAGCCUGCCGCUGCACGGAGCAGCAGGUACCUGGUGAUGGCUGGGACACCGGAGAAGAUCCUGGAGCAUCUGCUGGAGUUCAUGAGGCUCGACACCACGCUCUAUGACCCUGUGGAUACUCUGCUGGGGGAUUUUCUGCUGACUUACACCGUGUUCAUGCCGACCUCGCAGCUCUGCAGAGCUCUGCUGCACCAUUUCCGCGUGGAGCCACUGGAGGGAUCAGAGCAGGAGAAGGCCACCUACUCCUUGCACAAGCGCCGGAAGAUCCUGCGGCUGAACCUCGCGGACCUGGUGAGCCAGGACCCCCGUCUGGGUGGGCUGAGCCAGGAGCAAGCACAGGACCGCCAGCGGCCCCGAGUGCUGGAGAACGGAGAUGGCAGUGUUUCUCCCCAGCCCAAGGCUCGGAGCUCAGUGAACUGGCUCACAAGCCAGGAGGAGGGCAAUUUGAACACCAGCUGUGCCUUAAGAGCCCAGGACAAAGUACCCUACGAGAUCUACAGACCAGACCACUCGUGCCUGACCACCGUGCUGCCCAUCAACGCCUCGGUGCGGGACAUCCUGCGAUCCCUCACCGCUCGGCUCGGCCGGGAUGGGGAGCACAUCCUAGUGAAGGUGAAUUCGGCCGGAGAUAAAGUGAGGCUGCAGCUGGACACCGUGGGGGCGUUCACAGCACUGGGGCUCAACGAGAGGCUCUUUGCCGUGACUGUGGAGGAGCUGGGCAGCCUGACCCCCCACCCCGAGCAGCUGGGCCCCCACAUUGGCUCCUCAGAGACCCUGGACCUCAUCAGCUCCAAGGACCUGGCCAGCCACCUCACCGACUACGACUGGAACCUCUUCAAGAGUAUCCACCCGGUGGAAAUGAUCCACUACAUCAUUGGGCCACAGAAGUUUCAUGACGUGACCACAGCCAACCUGGAGCGGGUGACGCGGCGCUUCAAUGAGCUGCAGUAUUGGGUGGCCACUGAGCUGUGCCUCUGCCCUGAGGUGGGCAAACGAGCCCAGCUCCUCCGCAAGUUCAUCAAGCUGGCUGCACACCUCAAGGAGCAGAAGAACCUGAAUUCCUUCUUUGCGGUGAUGUUUGGUGUGAGCAAUACAGCUGUCAGCCGUCUGGCCAAGACCUGGGAGAGGCUGCCCCACAAGAUCCGGAAGUUGCACUCGGCACUGGAGCGGAUGCUGGUGAGCACAGUCCCUUCCCACCUUCCAUUCGCCCCUCCCAGCAGGAUUUGUCCCGCUUCCCAAAAGGACCCAUCAUGGAACCACAGGGUCUAUCGGCUGGCAGUCGCCAAGCUAAGCCCCCCCAUCAUCCCCUUUGUGCCCCUGCUCCUCAAAGAUAUGACAUUCAUCCACGAGGGGAAUCGCACACUGGCUGAGAACCUCAUCAACUUUGAGAAGAUGCACAUGAUGGCAAAGACCAUGCGUGUCCUGCAGCACUGCCGAAGCCACACGCACGCUCCGCUCUCCCCACUGCGAAAUCGCUCUCCGCACCGGACGGAAGACCCCAAAGCCAUCAGGAUCUCCACGUGUACGUCUAGGACUCGCCCAUCUGCUGCUCUCCCUCAACCCUUGUGUUGGGGGACACCCACCCUACUUCUUGCAGCCAACUUGGAGCAGCGUGCACCCACUGUCCUUGGUGGGAGGGUCUCCUGGGGAUGUCCCAAGAGCAUCAAGCCCAACGCAACGCGUGAAAGCUGGUCUGGAUGGUGUUGAUGCCCCACAGUGUCCAGGGAUGGAGGCUGAGCUCCCGUCUCCCAAGGGGUGCCAGCCUGUGGGUCCCACGCUGCUUGCUGGAGGCACCAUCAGCAACUGGUGGUGAAGAGAGUCCAGGAGGGCUUCCAGCAAAUCUGGCAGCAGGCUGGGGUGUCGCUUUGCCCCGUGGAGUUUGCUCCUGCUCCUUCCGCUCCAGCAGGUUCCUGGAGGUGAUGGAGAGGAUCUGAGAGCCAAGGGAGAGUUGAUGGAGGGGAUCCAUGAGCUGAGGGAGAGGCGAUGGAGGGGAUUUCAAGGAGCUGAGCAAGAAGCAAUAGGGAAGGGCGUGAGUCAAGCUGGAGGUGAGAGAAAGGUUUGAUGAGCUGAGCUAGAGGUGAUGAAGGGGAAAUCAGUGGGCCAAGCCAUCAGCAGUGGAAGCAAAUCAGCGAGUCAGGUGAGAUGUAGCAACAGGGGAUCCAUGAGAUGAGCCAGCGGUGAUGGAGCAGGUUGGCAAGCUGAGCUGGAGGUGAAGGAGGAAGAUCAGUGAGUCCAGACAGAAUCAGGAGCCCAGCGCUGAUCUCAGCUCUCCCUGGCAGGCUCGGAGCAGUCCCUGAGCGCGCGGAGCCCCGUCUCCACCUGGGCGUACCUGCAGCACCUGAAAGCCAUCGACAGCCAAAAGGAGCUGCUGCGGCUCUCCCAUGACCUGGAGUCCUGACAAGGCUGGAGAGCCGAAGGCGCCCCAAGCAGGGAUGCAGCAGCCUGGCUGCGGGCAGCGAGGGCAACCCCACUGCUCCCAGUGGCACCAGGCACGGGGCUGCACUGGAGCUGGCUGUGCUGAUGGUGCUGGGCACCAGGUCCAGCACCGCGAGGCAACUGGGAGCCCACGUGGGCUGCGGGCAGGCGAGAGCCGUGGACAAUGGAGUGAGCAAUAGAGGUAUUUUUGUAUGCAAGGCUUCACUCCCUUUCUUCUCCAUGCAGCAGCUUGGAUUCACUCCCUGCACCAGCUGGGGGGGGGGGGGGGGCUCUGGUUGUCCCCCCGAUGCUGCCCACCCUGGAGGUGCCAGGCUGGAAGAUGCUCCUUCCUCCUGGAAGGACUCAAGCCAGAGCAUCCCUGUGUGCAGGGAACACUGUAUUGUCUCCACCGGGGUGCAGGCACCCAGGCUGAGCUCAGGGACUAGCUUGUGCUGCUCUGCUGCCCCACGGAUGCUGGGGACAGCCCCAGAGGGGAUCUGUCCUUCUCUCUGGCCUGGAUGUCCCAUGGGAGGUUCUGGCUGCAUCCCCUGACCUUGGGAGCUGCAUGGCUCCAGCAACCAUACGGGGAGUAUCCUGAUCCUUUCCAGGACCAUCUGGGCUCAAAUCAGCAGGGAGGUGGCAUGUGUGAGGUCCACAUCACCAUGGGAAGCAGGCAGACCUUGGGCUGAUAAGAGCCUUCUCUGUACCUCAGUUUCCCCACAUGGAUGGUGCAAGAAUAGCCACAGACAGCUGUGGCACGGAGGCAGGACAGCAUCCGCUGUGGAAGGAAGCUCGUAAUGGAGAUGGUGAUCUGCUCUGGCCAUUCCAAAUCCAUCCUUCGCCACGAGUAGGGAUUUGGGGGGGGGAGAUGUCUUAGAAGAAGCUGAGCUGAAGGACACCAGGGUUGGAGACCCCCCCAUCCUUCCCCACCUCCCUCAGAGCAUCUCUCCAUGUGUGCACAGAGCAGUUUGAGCAAUGACAUUCCCAGCGCUCAGAGGAGACCUGGAUGAACCUAUGGGGUUCAGAAGAGAUCACAGCCCCUAAAAGCUCCCACAUUUGCAGGGUUCCAGCCUGGGGUUCCAUGGAACCAUGAGCCAAAGCCCCCCUCGCCCCCCCCGCCAGCCUUGCCCAGAGCACAGCUGGGCUACAAGGGACCAGAACGCUGCCACAUUAAUUGCUCUUUCCAGUCCUGUGAUGCAAAUGAAAGGGUCGAUUGAAAU
Molecule: messenger RNA, 4778 nt
Organism: Cuculus canorus (common cuckoo)
Lineage: Eukaryota; Metazoa; Chordata; Aves; Cuculiformes; Cuculidae
Gene: RAPGEF3
Product: Rap guanine nucleotide exchange factor 3
Exons: 26
Coding region: 148-2850 (900 amino acids)
Biological process (GO): Ras protein signal transduction; positive regulation of GTPase activity
Cellular component (GO): plasma membrane
Molecular function (GO): guanyl-nucleotide exchange factor activity
Source: RefSeq, a predicted model, not a curated record